AAUAUUAAUAAUCUGAUGGUCCGUGUGACGUCAGAGCUGGCCCUCCCCCUGGUAGAGGACAUCGGACCAUCUGUCCUGCUGUCUCUCUGUCCCUCCCUGCAGAGGAAGAUGCGGACCGUCCUGGCUCUGGUUGCCGCGGCGCUGGUCGCAGCUCAGGCCGAGCUGAUCGAUGACAUCCUGGGCAGCCUGUCCCGCGGGGUGUCCUUCCUGGAGCGGCAGCAUGAGCACAUCAACCUGGACGGGGCGGUGGGCUUCGUCAUGCUGCAGGCUGAGCUGAAGGAGGCGGUGCGGACUUGGCCUCACACCGACCCGCUCAGCUGGGCUCAGAGGACCACCGCCGUCACACUGCUGAAUCGUCUCGAUCAAAGCCUGGAGAAGGCGGUCGCCGCUCUCAAGCUGAAUGACCCCAAAUAUUACAGAGAGUUCGAGCCUCUGCUGACUUGGACGUUUUGGACGAUUCCUCAGGAGUGGCGCACCACUGAUCCCAGCCUGGUUUACCCGUCCACCCUGACAUCCGAGUGCUAUGAUGAGCAGCUCAGCGACAAGUGCCUGACUCUGCUGCUGGGGACCUGGAAGAUGAACGGGACGCCCUGCAUCGUCACCAAACCCUGCCGCGACACCAUGACUCGUUUCGGUUGUCCAUGUUACUCUCUGUCCCACCAGCUGCUCUACUUUAUGAUUGGCCGAAUGAAAGGAUGUAACAACUUGCUGAAAGGUGACACUCGAGCGUCCAGAGCCAACAUGACGGAACAGAACUACCAAGACAUCUUCUGCUCCAACAUGAUGAAGGCCAACCAGGACAUCGUCGCCAAUAGUUUAACCGAACAAACGGUUGACAUCUUCAUUGAAAACAUCCUAAUUUGUGGAUUAGCUGGAUUCUCUGAUUUCCACAAAACCGACUGGCUGCAGCACAUUCUCAGGCUGCAAGACGAUGAAGUCGGCUGUUUCGGGAGGGACAAGAGCUUCAUCUCGCAGAUUAUCGGAGAUGAGCUGCUGGAGCAGCUUCAGCCUCACAGGAGAGUCAAACGGAGGGAGAAGAUACUUCCAGACGGCUGCUCCAGCCACAUGACGGCGGUGGCGGUCGGCGCUCUGGGAGGAUACCUGAACUUUCACCUGACAGAGCAGGACAUCACCAAGAGGCCGCUGUCCUGAACUGAACUUAUCUCUGUUCAUUUUUUUAAAAAUGCUGCGACGUUUGUGUCUUUGUCCAAAUAAAACGGGAUUACAUUUAGUUCAUUCAGAAGUUAAAAUAAUGUCUUAUCUGAUAAAUAUUAAAUUGUGUCAGUUUUGACGCGAGAAAUAAUCCAUGUUGUUACCAAAUACUGCAUGCAUCCAUUGGUCUGUUUUAUUUACUGCCUUUUGUUUUAGAUUAGCUGUAAGAGAAAAGCUGCAGGACGUGUUUCUGGUUUUACUGACAGAAAAUGUUGUUGGUGAAAAUUCUGAGUCAUUC
Messenger RNA from Cyprinodon tularosa, 1450 nucleotides. It is a transcript of the gene cunh16orf89, whose product is annotated as chromosome unknown C16orf89 homolog. Gene Ontology annotation, cellular component: cytosol; membrane. NCBI's taxonomy places the organism in Eukaryota, Metazoa, Chordata, Actinopteri, Cyprinodontiformes, Cyprinodontidae. The record is from RefSeq and is a predicted model, not a curated record. Bases 16 to 1152 code for a protein of 378 amino acids. The transcript is spliced from 8 exons.